AUGGAUAGAAUAGUCAGCAGCUGUCAAGGCGACGAGUGUAUCGGUGUAGAACAUGUGGAGACCAGAAGAUUGUUGUUUGCAGACGACCGUGUUUCAUUGGCAUGUUCUGAAACUGAUCUUCAGUGCUCCUUAGAAAGGUUCGCAGCCGAGUGCGACGUGACCGGCAUGGGUGUGAACGCAUAGACAGUAGAACAGGUGAAGUUCAAGUACCUCGGAGUCGUAUUUACUAGUGAUGGAAAAUUUGAGGAAGAAAUCGAUCGGCGAAUUGGAGUAGCCAGUGGCAUUCCGCGUGCACUAGCCCGAACCACUGUGACUAAUGCAGAGCUGAGUCUGAAAACCAAGCACUCGGUGUUCAAGUCGAUCUUCACACAGAUACUCACAGAUCAGCCGCUGGCCUUACGGGUCUCGACAUUGUUUGGAGCAGAGAAAUGCAAGAGAACCUGUGGUGUACAGCAGUGGCUUGUUCAGACUGAGAAGUUACAGCCGCGAUGGUUUCGGCACGUGUUGGGAAUGCUAGCAAAAUGGAACGCCAGAAUGAUGGCAUUUGCAAAACCGACUGAAAACCCAGACGACGGUUAUCUUCUGCAGAAACUCAGACUCUGGCACAGGAUCGGCAACUUCAGAGACAUUGUCUGA
This is a messenger RNA of Soboliphyme baturini, 636 nucleotides long. NCBI's taxonomy places the organism in Eukaryota, Metazoa, Nematoda, Enoplea, Dioctophymatida, Soboliphymatidae. The record is from the annotation of a GenBank genome assembly.